AUGCAGGCCAACCAUGGCCAGCCGGAUCAGUGGAAAUGCCGGAGAUCCUUCCUAGAGCUUAUUGACCACUGUCUUAGAGACAAGGAUCUACUUUCACGGAUUGAUGCGAAGAGCCUUACUGAAAGCCUUUUGCAACUUGCGCUUAAGUCAGAAACUCAAGGACAAACACCAAGUUACGUGCCGCAGUGCGUUAUUCUUGAAGGCUUCACUGUUGUCGAUCUGACUGGGAUCAGCGGUGAAUACCUUGUUGAACCUGACCGAUACAAUACUAAAGAUACUACCGGAAGAGAAGGUCUUAAGGUCUUAAUAGAUACACUGUCGCAGAUCACUGUUGAUGCAGGCAUGAAGCAGCUUCUCCAAGGAGUUAUUCUUGUUCUUACAGCGUCUGGUAUAGACGAGGCCCUCGUUCACCUAAAUCACAAGUACAAACUGCAAGAGCUUACUCAGCGGUAUAAAUAUUUAGAAAAUGGCUCUACUGAUACUGAUGCCGAUCCACCGUGCCCUGAGAAGAAGACCUGCAUUGAACAGGCACUGUUAACGGAAUCAGACAUUCGCUUACAGCUAACCAUGGCAAGGUUCCACUUUUGUCGUCAGCAGUUAAAUUUUUACAGGACGUUAUGCAGCACAAACUCUGGCGAAAGACAGUUGCAAGCCUUGUUUGAAGCCCUUAUGAAGUUGCGUGAUAGUAAUCAACUAUUUGCACUGUCGACAUAUUGCUAUGAACAUGGUAUCCACCUUCGCUAUUCAGAGCUUUCUCUGGACACACCUCUUCCACGGGAAAAAACCCCAUUACUGAAAGCUGUCGAAGACGACUCCAAAGAGGAUGUUAUUAAGCACAUCGGUUGUGCUCGUUGCGCAUGCCGCGACAUCAUUUGCUUAACACUAAAUUUGAAGACCUCUUAUUUUGCCAAACAUGUUACUGCACUUAUGCUUGCUGCGUGGAAAGGAAAUAUCUUGAUUGCAGGACACCUACUGACAGAGCUAGGCAUGCAAACCGAAGAUGGAAGGACUGCUCUCAUGCUCGCUGCAUGGAAGGGCAACUAUGAAGUAAUGAAGCUUCUGCUGCCAGAAGCCGGAAUAGUAGAUAGAAAAGGAAAGACUGCGCUAAUGUAUGCAGCUAGCAGAGGGCACUUACUGUGCGUUGAGCUGCUCCUUAAGACAGAAGCCGGAAGACAGCGCUGGUGGGACGGGUCCACAGCCCUGAUCUAUGCGGCGAAGAACAACUGGCCUAAUGUAAUAGAUUCCCUAGUUCCCAUGGAAGCCAAACUCCAAACAGGUGAUGGGGUAACUGCUCUCAUGAUUGCUGCGCAGAAUGACUACCUAGAAGUCAUUGAUAAGCUAUCGAGAUUCGAGGCGUGUAUGCAAGACGAUUAUGGCAACACAGCCCUUAUGGAAGCCGCGAUCCGCGGCCAUCUUAACGCUUGCAAGUUACUCCUCCCCUUUGAGAAGCAAAUGCAGAAUACCAUAGAUGAGACGUCUCUUAUUUUGGCUGUCCAACAUAAUCAUGUAGAUUGCGUUAAGCUACUCAUAAACGAAGAGACAGGUUUCCAGGACAUAGACGGUCAUUCUGCCCUUAUGUGGGCUGCAAAGUAUGGAAAUAGCGAACUUAUUACACUGUUGAAGCCUAAGGAAAGCACUCUAAAGGACGCAUUUGGCCGCACAGCCCUGUACUAUGCAGAGCACCCCUAUUGGCGUGUUAGCAAGUACAACAAGGAUAUUUGCAUAGCGUUACUAAGAAAUUAA
Molecule: messenger RNA, 1743 nt
Organism: Giardia duodenalis
Lineage: Eukaryota; Fornicata; Diplomonadida; Hexamitidae
Product: Ankyrin repeat protein 1
Exons: 1
Coding region: 1-1743 (580 amino acids)
Molecular function (GO): protein binding
Source: RefSeq, a predicted model, not a curated record